AAUACUCAAAAAUUAAGCCCAAAUACCAAAAAUCCAUCUACCUUUUCUAAUUUCUCCUCCCCAUAAAUCACCAAUUUCCUUACCAAAUCCUGAUAUUUUUCUCUCUCUGUAUCUUCUCCCAUAAAACAUAGAGAUUCAACAUUCAAUACUCAAACUUGAAACUGACAUAAAACCUUUCAAAUCACCCAUAACUUCACCAACUCCUCUAAAAGAUCAAAAAAAUGGCUUUAGAAUUAUGGGAAACAUUAAAGGAAUCAAUCACAGCAUAUACAGGGCUUUCUCCAGCCACUUUUUUCACUGUAAUUGCUAUAAGUUUAGCUUUAUAUCAUGUUGUUUCUGGGUUUUUUGGAUCAUCCCCUCAACAUCAUGCUAGAUCAUUUGAGGAAAUGGAGCCUUUACCUCCACCUGUUCAAGUUGGUGAAAUUAGUGAAGAUGAGUUAAAACAGUAUGAUGGGUCUGACUCUAAAAAGCCUUUGCUUAUGGCUAUUAAGGGUCAGAUCUAUGAUGUUUCUCAAAGCAGGAUGUUCUACGGUCCAGGUGGGCCCUAUGCACUAUUCGCUGGCAAAGACGCUAGUCGAGCUCUAGCCAAGAUGUCUUUUGAAGAAAAAGAUUUGACCGGAGACGUUUCAGGACUCGGUGCUUUUGAGCUCGAGGCAUUGCAGGACUGGGAAUACAAGUUCAUGAGCAAGUACGUAAAGGUCGGAACUGUUAAGACCAAGGAAGUUCCGGUUACCAAUGGAUCUGAACCUAGCGGAUCUGCUGAAGCAGUUGAAGCUACCGACAAAGAGGCUGCUAAGCAGACAGAAGACAGCCCAUCAGAAAACCCGGCUGCAGUAACCGAGGACACAUCCGCUACUGAGGCUGAGAAAAAGGACGAGUAAUGUACCGUUUUAGCUGUAUACCGAGUUUUGGAAAACUAGUUUUUACGAAGCAUAAAAGGAAUGUGGUUAGUAAAUUGUGGAAUGCAGUGAUAAAUGGAUUGUUCUUUACACAAAAACUUGUUUUACUUGGAAGUGUGGUGUUGUAAUUUGUAAAUGAACAUGCAUUAUGUGGACUCUAAUUAAAUAAAUUAGAUGGGCAUACAGCUGAAAUUUAUUUCAA
This is a messenger RNA of Amaranthus tricolor (Joseph's coat), 1101 nucleotides long. RefSeq names its product membrane steroid-binding protein 2. Bases 222 to 881 code for a protein of 219 amino acids. Gene Ontology annotation, cellular component: endomembrane system; membrane. NCBI's taxonomy places the organism in Eukaryota, Viridiplantae, Streptophyta, Magnoliopsida, Caryophyllales, Amaranthaceae. The record is from RefSeq and is a predicted model, not a curated record. The transcript is spliced from 2 exons.